CAGCAUUUCAAAACGAGGUUGAAUAUUGGAUUGGUCUAUUUUUAUGACGUCAUAAAUGUCAAAGGGCAAACCCCAUUUUGAUGUUUUGAACCGAGGUUUGUUGGAAUAUCCAUAAAUAUCUUCGUCAUCUUGGAAUAUAUAUCUGUUUUAAAUUUUCUUGGGUCAUGAUGUAAUAGAAUGCAGCGUCCACAUAUAGAAGAAACAGUCAGGAGAGUAGCACAAGGGGAGGGAACUCCUACAUUUCCAGUUGGAGCAGCAGGGCGUUUGAUUGGGGCUCCAGUUAGUGCUGCACAAAGGUUUGAGGGCGCUGAAACCAUGUCAGGGGGAAUUCAGUUUCCACUUCAAAACUUUCCUGGAGGUCAACCAGGUCAUCAGCAUGCUUCACCCAUACAGUUGCCAUCAGCUAUCACUGGGGGACCACCUGGAGGUCCUGGGGCUCACCUUUCUGCUGGGCAUCCUCCACCAUCUCAGGUUCAUGCAGCACAAGUUCAAGGUCAGCAGCAGCAGUUUCAGAGGUUAAAGGUUGAAGAUGCGUUGUCUUACCUGGAUCAAGUGAAGCUUCAGUUUGGAAAUCAGCCCCAGGUGUAUAAUGAUUUUCUAGAUAUCAUGAAGGAGUUCAAAUCUCAGACUAUCGAUACACCAGGCGUGAUCAAUAGGGUCUCCAACUUGUUCAAAGGUCAUCCAGAGCUAAUUGUUGGGUUUAACACGUUUCUGCCACCAGGCUAUAAGAUAGAAGUCCAGGCAAAUGAGAUUAACGUCCAUCAACCGGGUCAACAAACUGUGUCAAUCUCUACCUUGAAUCAGAUGGCACAAGCUGCAGCUAACUCACAACAACAUAAUCAAAAGCCCAUUCAAAGUCAUGUGACCAAUACUGCCGCUAACAACACACACCAGUCUCCGCACACCUAUCACCAGUCACCAAGGCCGGGCCCCGACUCGGGUAUAAGUAGUCAUGGGGCUCAAAAUAGUAACCAGCCUGGCCAGCAACCAGUUGAGUUCAAUCAUGCAAUAAACUAUGUGAACAAAAUAAAGAAUCGUUUCCAAGGUCAGCCAGAGAUAUACAAAGCAUUUCUGGAGAUACUGCAUACAUACCAGAAGGAACAAAGAACUAUAAAAGAAGGAGGCCUGGCGACCGUUUGUCCUCCGGGACACAAGCCUCUCACUGAAGCAGAAGUUUAUGCUCAGGUUGCCAAGCUUUUCCAGAACCAGGAAGAUCUGUUAGCAGAAUUUGGACAGUUUCUCCCUGAUGCAAAUGGUUCAUCGUCAUACCAGGGUUAUGUUAGUUCCCUGUUUGGUGCUGACUCAGUUUUGGGUGUACGGAAUGACCAUUCGUCUACAGUAAAGAAGCCUGGGUUUCCUAACAAGAGUCAAACUGCGAAGGCUGCAAAUCAGUUACGAAGGUCAAUAUCCUCUAGUGCUCAACAGCCUAUCAUCAAGAAGCCAAGAAUGGGAACAUUAAAGGAUGUUUCUCUGGCAGAGGCUGGUAAAUGGGGAACACUAAAUGAAUAUGCUUUCUUUGACAAGGUGAGGAAAGCAUUACGACAUCAAGAAGUUUAUGAGAAUUUUCUACGUUGUUUGGUAUUGUUUAAUCAAGAAGUGAUUUCUAGAUCUGAGCUUGUACAGCUGGUACAAACAUUCUUAGGGAAGUUCCCAGAGUUGUUUAAAUGGUUUAAAGAUUUCCUAGGAUAUAAGGAAUCAGGUGGCUCAGUGGAGUCAGUGCCUCAAGGUGCUACUGGCAAGGAGAGAAUCAGUGGAGAACUUGCUAUGGAAAUUGACUAUGCGACAUGUAAGAAGUAUGGAGCAAGUUACCGGGCAUUACCCAAGACGUACGUUCAACCGAAAUGUUCAGGUAGAACAUCACUGUGUAAAGAGGUGUUAAAUGACACAUGGGUGUCAUUCCCUUCUUGGUCAGAGGAUUCAACAUUUGUAACCUCACGGAAAACACAGUUUGAAGAACAUAUUUAUAGGUGUGAAGAUGAGCGGUUUGAGCUUGAUGUUGUCAUAGAAACCAACUUGUCUACUAUUAGAGUGUUGGAAUCUGUACAGAAGAAGUUAACAAGGAUGGCACCAGAAGAUGCAGCUAAAUUUAAGUUAGAUAACUGUCUCGGGGGAACAUCAGAGGUUCUACAUAGAAAAGCUAUUCAAAGAAUAUAUGGUGAUAAAGCCCCAGAUAUUGUUGAUGGCUUAAAGAAGAACCCAGUUGUGGCUGUACCAUUAGUUCUAAGGAGGUUAAAAGCUAAAGAAGAGGAAUGGCGGGAAGCUCAGAGAAAUUUCAACAGAAUUUGGCGAGAACAAAAUGAAAAAUAUUAUCUCAAGUCACUGGAUCAUCAGGGAAUAAACUUUAAACAGAAUGAUAUUAAAGCUAUACGAUCUAAGGCCUUAUUGAAUGAGAUAGAAACCAUCUAUGAUGAGCGUCAAGAGCAGCUACAGGAAGGUGGUCCUGACUUUGGUUCCCCACAUCUCAGUUUUGUGUUCAAAGAUAAAUCUAUCAUUGAAGAUGCUGCUGGAUUGAUCAUACAUCACAUGAAAAGACAAACAAGUAUACAUAAAGAUGACAAACAGAGAAUUAAAGUAUUAUUGAAACAUUUUAUCCCUGAUUUAUUCUUCACUGCACGUCAGGAUCUCAGUGAUGAUGAAAUGGAUAAAGAUGAUGAUGAGAUGGAAUCUGAUGAUGGUGAAGGUGUUACAGAUAAAGAAAAAGAUAAUACAGAAAAAUCUGAUAAUGAAAAGUCCGACACCAGUAAAUCAUCAAAUACAAUAAAUGUGAAACAAGAGAAAAUUGACUCUGAAAAAACUGAUACACAAAGUGUAGAAGUGAAAGAAGAACAGAUGGAUGUUGAUGAAAUUGUGAAGAAAGAAGUGAAAGAAGAGAAAGAAAUAAAGGAAGAACAAGAUGAUGAAGUCGACUUGACAGAUGAUGAUUUGUAUUCUCUGUUCUUUGUGAACAACAACUGGUACCUGUUCUUUCGACUACAUCAGUUAUUAUGUGAGCGUCUACACACAAUUUACUGUCAUUCCCAAAAAGUUGCUGAAGAAGAAGCUCUAUGUAGGAAGGACAGGAAAGAAUCUACAGCUGUGGCAUUGAGAUUGAAGGCUCCUAGUGAGAUAGAACCAGAUGAGUAUUUCCCAUAUUUCCUUGAUAUGAUAAAGAAUGUAUUAGACGGGAACCUGGAGAGCUCGUCAUACGAGGAUCAGCUUAGAGAAAUGUACGGCAUUCAUGCUUAUAUCGCAUUUACCAUGGACAAAUUAGUACAGAAUAUUGUAAGACAGGUAGGAGCUCUUACUAUAAACCAACUAUGUCUCAGAGUAACAGAUAUGUUUUAUGAAGAGAAAAGAAAAACAAUAAAAAGGCAACAAAGGGGGCGGCUAUCGGCUACCUUCCAGCCCAGAAGACAGUUGAUGGAAAACACAUACCAGAAACGUACUGAACAGCUGUUGACAGAGGAAAACUGCUUUAAAGUAAUUGUGUUUAAGAAGGAGUGUAAGUUGACAGUGGAAUUAUUGGACACUGAUCAUGAGAAUAUAGAAGAUCCGGUGGAGGUAGAACGUUGGUCAGAGUAUGUGGAGAAGUAUGUCAACACCGGAGAAACUGUUGAAGAGGAAUUAAAAGAUGUGUUGUCAAGAAAACCUGUGUUCUUACCAAGGAAUGUGCGUCAGUGGAGACAGAGGAAUAAGGAACAAACUGCACAAAGUACCGAAUACACUUGGACUAGUCUUAAAGAACUGGACAGAAGCCCAAAGAUAAAAAAAAAUGACGUUUAGACAGAUACUGACUGUAAAUUUAACGUCAAACUCAUUCAAAACUGGUGCUAUGUUGUGAACGUGAAUUAUCUUUAUAAAAGAAAUGGCAUUUACACACGUGCAAGAGAGUCUCAUCAGAAAGUUUCCUUGAAACUUCACAACAAAUUCAGUUCAUGGGUGGAGAAAUGGAGGAAAGGAAACGUAACAAAGGAGAUGGAGACAAAGUGUAACAAGUGGUUGAUGGGGGAGACCGAUGACAAUAGGCCCUGUGAAACCUCAAAAAAAGAAAUUGACAACCCGGAUAAAUCUCCAUACUAUAAAUAUUACAAAUAUAAGGUCCAGUUCUAUAAGGAAAGUCCAGACCAAGACCAGGACUGAAUCACGUUAAAACUGGUUGUCUAAGUUUAAGUAAACACAGAAGAAUAAAAAUA
Molecule: messenger RNA, 4172 nt
Organism: Ruditapes philippinarum (Manila clam)
Lineage: Eukaryota; Metazoa; Mollusca; Bivalvia; Venerida; Veneridae
Product: paired amphipathic helix protein Sin3a-like
Exons: 28
Biological process (GO): negative regulation of transcription by RNA polymerase II
Cellular component (GO): chromatin
Molecular function (GO): transcription corepressor activity
Source: RefSeq, a predicted model, not a curated record